This is a messenger RNA of Leishmania mexicana MHOM/GT/2001/U1103, 3090 nucleotides long. Its product is annotated as putative RNA-editing complex protein MP81. NCBI's taxonomy places the organism in Eukaryota, Euglenozoa, Kinetoplastea, Trypanosomatida, Trypanosomatidae. Bases 1 to 3090 code for a protein of 1029 amino acids. The transcript has a single exon. The record is from RefSeq and is a predicted model, not a curated record.
AUGCGACGCUCUUCGCGUCCGUCGCUGACGUCGCUGCUCGUGCGCGGCCGAUGGCGCCACCUUGCGCAUCCGGCCCGCUCAGCUUUCGCGUACACCGCCGCCCUUCGACACGCCAGCACACCAUCGACUCGUCCCUCGGGCACCACGGACGGCGACUUCGGCAGUAGCGGCGUCCGUGACGGCAGUGCACCAGCGCCUCCUAGCGGAGGCGACAGUGCGGCUGCGGCUGCCGCUGCUGCUGCUGCGGCGGCGCCGUUGUCGUCGUCGCACGGCGUGAGCCCCGCGUUCUGCUUCCACGAGACGUUUAUCUUGUCCGAUGUCGACCUGCAUCGUACCCUCCUCGAGGAGGCGCACUACAAGCAUGGCGUGUGGCUCAACGUGCCACCGCAGCUCGCGCCCUCCGUCCCGAACGCCGGCCCGCCUGCCGUGCCGGAGCCUAUCUACCCAUCGGCGCAGCGGGACCGACUGGCGGCCAUGACGGCGGCCAUGGAGGCAGUCCAGAACAAGCGCGGCCGAGGCGCUAGCGGCGGCGGCAGCACGACGGAUGCGGAGCUCAUAGUGGAGCCCUCGUGCCUUGCCUACCGCCCUACCCACAACCCGCCGCCCUUCUCCACGACCGGCACGCGCUCGCUAUGGGUUCCAGCGCCAAGGCGGGCGGGAACAGAAGCCGCCGCCCCGAGCGCAAGCGACGCCGCCUCCAGUGUGCCUCCCCCCGCACCGUCUUGUGCGACAGCGUCAGCGGCAGAGGUGAGCUUCGCGGAAGGCGCCACCACAGCACGCAGCGUGCAUGCGGAAGUACAGACAGUUGCCAUACGCAUGCCGGUGGUCCCGUCCAUGCUGUACCACUGCAGUGCAUGCAAUCGCCCGUUUAGACGGCGCCAGACCGCAGAGGAGCACGUGCAGCAGCGCCACGGGCAGAGCGGCAGCCGCAGCAGCGCCGGCGGCGCGGUUGUAAUGGAGGGCCCGGGGCCGGGCGAGAUCGUCGGGUACGAGGACAAGGCUGUCUCCGUAGCCACCACGGCGACCGCCAAGACGGCAGCUGCAGCCCGCGUGACACGUACUUUGCCAAUGGGAUCGGCGGCUAGGGCGAGGGGACUGGAGGCGAGCGAUGAGGUUGCGGCCGCGGCGGGCGUCGCCGGGGGCUCACGUGUUGGCAAACCUUCCGCCCCUAAUCUCGCUGCUGACUACCGCGCGACACCGCGCGUCGACUUCCCGGAGGACGAGCUUAUCGACGAGCUUCUCGAUGUCGUCUGGGACGACGUGGCGCUGGCACGAGACGACAUCGAGAAGCCAGCUGGCAUCGCCGCAACGCGAGCCAACCUCCGGCAACACCCGAAGCGGAGCUACGACAGCUGCCAAGGGCGCUUUUUCAUCCCCAGUGUGCUCAUCGUGGAGGGCGUCGCCGACAACCGCGCUGAGUUGGAGGGGGCGGCGGAGCGGGCCACUGUGCGAGCCACGCCAGAUGGCGCCGCGCCAGGCAUCAAGCGCCGGCUUUCGUCUGCGUUGUCGGUGUUUUCGCCAUUCACAAUGGCCCCCCGGCUGCUUCCAACGCAGCAGCGCAACGCCGACGGCACGCUCGGUGCUGGCGGCAUCGAUGCCGCCGCCGGCGGCGGGAUCGGCGGUGGAGCUCUUGGGGCGGCGCCGACCGCGCAGGAGUUGUCUAUAGCGGAGCUCAGCCGCCACUACCCGAACCCGUUCGGCGACAGCCCGAAUGCUGUGCUGGUGGAGUCGGAAAGGGAGCCGAUCAACCCCUUCGUCGACCUCGAGGGUAAGGCGGCUGCGGUUGCCGCCGCGGCCCAGUCGGGUGCGGCGGACGGCAGCACCGCUGGCGACGCUGUCUCUUCCCCGGCCACGGAGAUGGAGUGGCUGUCGCGGUGGGCAGCGAGGCCGUAUGCGUGUCCGCUGUGCCAGCGACGCGCCUUGCCAGACUUGAUGAAGAUCAUGGCGCCGCUGCUGCCCCCGUCACUGGUGGCGGGCAGGGAGGCAACCACCUCCGCGGCGCCGACUGCCGGUGCAUGCGGUGGCGAUCAGGGAGCCAGGCCGCGCCCGGGGUCUGAUACGGAGCGGACUGCUUCUACUGCUGCGGGGGCGACGUCGGCUGCGACCGCAGGCGCCUCCUCGUCGAGGUCAGCAGGUGGUGUGCCGCCGUCAGGCUCCCUCGAGGACCAACCCUUGCUUGCGGAUGUUGAGGCGUGGAGCUGGUACGCCGAGCGGGUGCCGCGCUUCCGACUACUGGACUCCCUCGAAGACCACUUGCAGUCGGAGCACGCCGGCUACGGCGGCGGGGAUGACAAGGCAGCGGCUGCGCUCGACGAGGAUCAUGGGUGCGCUGGCGGAGACGGGGACGAUAGCCUCUCCGAGGCGGACUGGCGGCUCCUCUACCGCGUUGCCAGGCACCAGCAGCUGUUAGCGCGAGCCGAGUUGCUGGCGGUGCAGCAGGCGUACCGCGUUAUGUACCCCAAGCGCCACAGCACCUCCGCGGAGUCUUUUAGCUCCACUGAGAGCGACGGUGCCGGCCUCCCGAAUCAUGGCGGCGGCGACGGCGGCAAGGACGGUGCCGAGAGCGCGGCGAUUCGCGACGAGGCAAGCGACACGGCCGAUGCAUCCACUGGCGGGUCGCCUGCGUCGGCAUCCGCCAUUGGUGCCACGACGGCCGAUGGCACCGAUGCCCCUCAGGUGCACGUGCGAUCGGCUGUGAACAUGGUGCUGAUCGGCACGGUGCGGGAUGUGCAGGAGGGCUUCCUUGGCGCCACCCGCAUUCUGCAGUACGUUCUCGCAGUGCGCAACACCUCUGCGGGGUCGUCGGGCGCUGCAUCUGGAGACGCGGUGGGGAGCCACGUGGGCGCCGGCAACGGAGAGGAGGAGGAGGACGGUGCGGACGUGGACGAGGACUUGAUCGUUGUGCGCUGCGUCGGCGAUCUCGUCCCUGUCGCGUUGCUGAGGCAACAGGCCCGCUUGGGCUCCACGAUAUUCGUUGCCGGGUCGCUGCGCCUGAAUCGGAACGUCGACACGGUGUCGCGACGGUCGCACGCGUACCCCUAUGUGCAGGUCGCGCCGCCCCUUGGGUGCGUGCGUGUCUUGGAGGCGUAG